Molecule: messenger RNA, 918 nt
Organism: Anthostomella pinea
Lineage: Eukaryota; Fungi; Ascomycota; Sordariomycetes; Xylariales; Xylariaceae
Source: the annotation of a GenBank genome assembly
AUGUCGGAUCUCAUACCCUUCCCCGCGCUCAAGCUCCUGUACCCCAUCCGCGAACCAAAUUAUACGCGAGACCGUCCACUUCAAGUGCUUGCGUUAGGCCUUGGCCGCACCGGUACCGAUUCCCUCCAACUCGCCCUCACGGAGCUAGGCUACUCUGACGUCUACCAUGGCUGGAAAGUCGGCGGCAGCGAAUCCGCCGCCUGCCCACAAUGGACGCGCCUCUCCCGGGCCAAGUUCUCCCACCGGAAUCAAGACCUCUCCUUCCUGAACCGCGAAGAAUUCGACAAAGUCCUCGGUCACAGUGCCGCCGUCACGGAUCUCCCUUGCGCCGCUUUUGGUCCAGAGUUACUAAGAGCUUACCCGGAUGCCAAGGUGAUUUUGAAUCGCCGGGACGAUGUGGACGUGUGGUACGAGUCUCAGCGGAAGACCAUCGAUACCAUUUGGACGGACUGGCGAAGUAUACUGAGAGCUUGCUUUGAGCGGGAGUGUUUCUGGGUUUGGAGGUUGGUGGUGUGGAAUCCGCGGGCGCUUUAUGAGUGGGAUUUCCAGAAGAAUGGGAAGACGGGGUAUGCGAAGCACUACGAUGAGCUGGAGGCGGAGUGUAGGAGCCAGGGGCGGGAGUGGUUGGAUUGGAGGGUACAGGAUGGGUGGGAGCCCCUCUGCGAAUUCCUAGAAAAACCUAUCCCGGACCACCCUUUCCCGAACGAGAACGCGAUGGGAGGGUAUGCGCAAAAGCGGGUGCAGCUUCAUAUCCAGCGGAUGCAGCGAGCGGAUCGGAAUAUUGCGAUCGCUGGGGUUGUUGCCACUGCGUCUUUGGUGGCGGCGGUGAGUUGGUAUGUGGAUGGUCACGCGACUCUUAAGGAGCAAGUACGGUGGCUGUAUCAGCAGGGUGAUGCGGUGCUGCAGAGGCUGCGAUGA